This is a messenger RNA of Parasteatoda tepidariorum (common house spider), 345 nucleotides long. The record is from RefSeq and is a predicted model, not a curated record. NCBI's taxonomy places the organism in Eukaryota, Metazoa, Arthropoda, Arachnida, Araneae, Theridiidae.
UCAGGCUCCUAAUGAAAAUGGAAUUCCUAAGGGAAUCUUAAAUCAUACAGAAAUAGGUAGUGCAAAGCGAAUUGAUAUUUUAACAAACAAUUGUAGUAAACAAAAGUAUGCGAAAUAGGUUUUGCUCAAAGAAAUGUUUAUAUAAUGCGCUAUACUACAUAUAAAUCGAUAAAUUAUUCACUUUUCAGACUCAAACAUUUGUCAUGUCGGUAUAUAUUUCGUAAGAAAACACUUUGCACAUCUAUUUUAAUUAUACUUACUAUCUUGCUCUAUGUUGCCUAUUCCACAUAUUCAGCAUAUAGUAAGUGUUCCUUUCUUGAAGUUGAAGAAGCAGUAUUUACUAUU